AGUUAUGAACAGUUUUUAAGUGAAAGUGAAAGUAUGUGAACUCACAAACAGACUUUCUUUUGAGAUAAGACCGGAGCAGAAGGAGGACAGGGGUGAGUGUUUAUUCAGACUUGCUGGUUUAAUUUUAAUGUCAAACUCUUUAUUUGUGUCAUUAGUUGAUGAAGAAUGAUUUGCUGACUAAUAUACUUUAAAACUGUGAAGUAAAGAAAGCUGACCAGACACAGAGCUGGAUCAGUUCUUGAUACAGGAAACUGCGUAGCUACGUGCAGUUCUUCCUCCUUUUUUAGACUUGACUUUUUCGUAAAAACAAAAAUGAGUAUCUUUUCAUUUGGCCUCUAAUUUUCAAAAAAUUCAGUCUCUUGAGUCUUUAUGAGACUGCAGGGACCUCAAACCUGUCAUUGUUUUUUUUUAGCCUUAGGUCAGAUAAGGAUCAGGGAGAGGCCCUGCAGAGUCAUCAUAGGUGCUUGGUUACAUAUUAACCCCUGUAUUAGGUAGAGAAGGGUAUUAAGCAUUUCUUUCUUUCUGAUACUUAUUUAAUAGCUUCUCAUGAUUUUCAGCAAAGAGAAAAGCCUCAUGUUUCUCACUCUUGUUUAAUAAAAUACCAUUAUUUCAGCUUCCAUCUGAAAUGCUUUAUUUUAGCUGCUGUCUCUUCAGGCCCCCUCGUUCACAAGCGUACUUCUAUUUCUGAACACCCCCUUCCUGUUUGUAUCUCACUCAUUUCUCUUCUUUGUCCACAGGUUAUAACUUGGUUUUAUUUUCUACACAUUUGCACAACAUAAGAUGGAGAAGAUGAGUGAUUGUGUCGAGGAAGAGGAGGGCAGAGCAAAGUCUCCUCUGUCCAGCUGUCUGUCUAUGAAGAGUGACCGGUCUAAAAGAAAUCCACCGCUCUUCAGUAAAGAACCAGGACCCUCAGAUACACAGUAAGAGAAAUACUUUUUAAAUCCCUGAAUGUUCAAAGGGCAUCUUUCUGUGUUGUGACUGAAAAUUUUAAACACUGGUUACUUUUUUAUCAUGUCAAAAUAAAGUCCUUUACACCUAAAAUGAGGUGAUUUUCCUGUUUAAAUUGCUGGUAAAGAAAAAGUCACUGAACACAGACUGAAACAAGAGUCUGAAUGAGACACAAAAGUGAUUUGAUCAUGAUGAACUUAGAUGUGAACAGUCUAGAGAAAGAGUGACGUCAGAAACUUUGGUUUACUAAAUGCUUCUUAUUCUGUAUCUUUCAAACAUUAAAUUACAAUGAUAAAGAAAAUACAUUUUCUUUAUUUCCUCAGAGAGACAGAGAGAUUUGAUCCUGUAGAGGAGCAGCUGUCCAGCUCUGACAGCACUUACAGAAGUAAGUCUGAACAUCUGUCCUUUAAAGUCACUGUCUAUAAAAACACAACUGACUUAUUUAUUACAGAGAUGUUUUUGUGUUGAACAGUUUGGUUAGUUUUAAUAUUCCUCUUUUUCAGUAAAUCGUGGUCUGCAGGAGGUUUUAGAUGAACAUAAGAUCAGUCUGAAGAGGAGAUGUGAAGGUGUGAAUGAAGGAAGUGAUGAAGCAGGAAGUCAAACCCUCCUCAACAGGAUCUUCACAGAUCUCUACAUCACAGAGGGACUGAGUGAAGAGGUGAACACACAACAUGAGGUGAGACAGCUGGAGACAGUUUCAAAGAUGAAGACCCUCCAUGACACACCGAUCAAGUGCCAUGAAAUCUUCAGAGUCUUACCAGGUCAACAGGAAGUCAUCAGAGUGGUUCUGACCAACGGUGUGGCUGGUGUUGGAAAAACCUUCUCAGUGCAGAAGUUCACUCUGGACUGGGCAGAUGGUUUGGAAAACCAAGACCUCCAUCUGGUGGUUCUGCUUUCAUUCAGGGAGCUGAACCUGAUCAGAGAUGAGCGCUUCAGUCUUCUGAGUCUGCUCCAUGUUUUCCAUCCAACACUAGAGAAGGUCACAGCAGAGAUGCUGGCUGUCUGUAAACUUCUGUUCAUCUUUGACGGUCUGGAUGAAAGCAGACUGUCUCUGGAUUUCACAGACUCUGAGGUGGUGUCUGACGUCACACAGAAGUCUUCACUCAACGUUCUGUUAACAAACCUCAUCAAGGGGAACCUGCUCCCCUCAGCUCUCAUCUGGAUAACUUCUCGACCUGCAGCAGCCAAUCAGAUCCCUCCUUCAUGUGUGGACAGGGUAACAGAAGUACGAGGCUUCACUGACGCCCAGAAGGAGGAGUACUUCAGGAAGAGGUCCAGAGAUGAGGAUCUGUCCAGAAGAAUCAUCAAACACAUCAAGUCCUCCAGGAGCCUCCACAUCAUGUGUCACAUCCCGGUCUUCUGCUGGAUCACUGCUACAGUUCUGGAGGACAUGAUGAUCAGAGAGCAGAGAGGAGAGCUGCCCAAGACCCUGACUGACAUGUACUCAAACUUCCUGCUGGUCCAGACAAAAAAGAAGAAGCAGAAAUAUGAAGGAGGACAUGAGACAAGUCCUCAGGAGCUGAUGGAGGCUGACGGUGAAGUCCUCCUGAAGCUGGGGAGGCUGGCCUUUGAACAUCUGGAGAAAGGAAACAUCAUGUUCUCCCAAGAAGACCUGGAGCGGUGUGGUCUGGAUGUCUCAGAGGCCUUGGUGUUCUCAGGAGUUUGUACAGAGACCUUCAGAGAGAGUUUGAUCUUCCAGAAAACAGUUUACUGUUUCAUUCAUCUGAGCGUUCAGGAGUUUCUGUCUGCAGUCUACAUGUUCCACUGUUUCACCAACAGGAACAAAGAAGUUCUGGAGGCUUUCCUAAACGACAACGAACAUACAGACUCAUAUGCAAUGUCUUUCCUCAAGACAGUUUCCAGUUUUUUUCUAAACCUGGAUAACCGUUUCUCAUCUCUGGAUAUCUUCCUGAAGAGAAUUAUGGAGAAAUCUCUUCUCAGUCAAAAUGGUCACCUGGACCUGUUUGUUCGCUUCCUUCAUGGACUCUCUCUGGAGUCAAACCAGAGACUCUUAGGAGGUCUGCUGGGUCACACAGACAACAGUCCAGAAAUGAUCCAAAGAGUCAUCAAGAACCUGAAGGAGAUGAACAGUGAAGAUGUCUCUCCUGACAGAAGCAUCAACAUCUUCCACUGUCUGAUGGAGAUGAAGGAUCUGUCAGUUCAUCACAAGAUCAUAGCGUUCCUGAAGUCAAAGAACAGAUCUAAGAAUCUUUCAGAGAUCCACUGCUCUGCUCUGGCCCACAUACUGCAGAUGUCAGAGGAGGUUCUGGAUGAGUUGGACUUAAAGAUGUACAACACAUCAGCCCAGGGACGACUGAGACUGAUCCCAGCUGUGAGGAACUGCAGAAAGGCUGAGUAAGUCCAGGUUUUAUUCUCAGAACAGUUUAAAUGAACCCUGUAGUUCUUCCAAUGCCCACUUUACUCAUGAUACUGAUGAUUACCAAUGAUGUCUUUAGGUUUGUAAAAAACGUUUUCUUGGUGUCAAAAAGCUUGCUUGUCUCCUCUCAUGUGUUUCAAACGUUAGAUCAUGUUUGAGUUGUUUUUGGUGAAGAAAAGCUUAAAAAUACCCUUCUAUUAAAUAUUGUUUGAUAUUUAUGUUGUUACAGUCUUUCUUACUGUGGACUCUCAGAGACUCACUGUGAAGUUGUGGCCUCAGCUCUGAAGUCCAACCCCUCCCAUCUGAGACAUCUGGACCUGAGUCUAAACAAACUGCAGGAUUCAGGAGUGAAGCUUCUCUCUGCUGGACUGAAGAGUCCAAACUGCAGACUGGAGACUCUGAGGUCAGACACCAUUUUCUUCUGAUGGACCGAUACAAUGUGAAAGUUGUUGCUUUAGAUUUUUCUCUGUGUUUUUUCCAUCAACUUUGGUCGAGCAGUUUGAAUUUGUAGUUGUAAAACUUUAACACAGGAAGAAACAUCCCACAUUUAAGAGUUGACUUUGAGUAGAACGAUGGACGUAGAAAGGAAGCAGGAGAAAAACAGUCAUAAAUAUUACACAUACUUGUAGCGGGCAGGAACAGCACGGACUAAAGGCUGAUAUUGAACUGAUCCACGAUUAAUGUAUUUUAACAAUAUUUUGUCCCAUUGAUCCUAUAAAAACCUUACUGAUAAAUGAUCUGUUGGUUUAUUUUUAGGUAGUUUGGCAGUUGUUGACACCAGACAGUUGGACCCCUGAAUAAACUAAUGGUUAUUUUAAUCUUAAUGAAGAAUUCAUGAAUGAAAAACUUCAGAUUUCUCACACUAGUUUCUCAGGAUCUCACAAAAACUUUCUGUAUCUUAAAUUUCCUUCACCUGAAAAAUUCCUCGGGAUCUUCAGAAAGUUUAGUAAGGAUUUUACAAAGUUCCUGAAGAUCAACUCUGAAAAGGUUGUUCUUCCAUGUUCUUCAGGUGCUCAAUGACAGUGAAUCCUUAAAAGCAGGAACAGUUUCUUUAACAGGCUAAAUGAUUGUUGUUUUUUUUUCAGACUGUUGGACUGCAGUUUGUCAGAGGUCAGCUGUUCUUCUCUGGUCUCAGCUCUGAAGUCCAACCCCUCCCAUCUGAGAGAGCUGGACCUGAGUGAUAACCAGCUGCAGGAUUCAGGAGUGAAGCUGUUGUGUGACUUUCAACAGAGUCCAAACUGUGAACUGGAGACUUUGAUGUAAGCCUUGUUUUCUCCACUCAAGCAGUUGCACAGUUUGUCAGUGUAGCGCUGUUGCUUGAAUUUUGUUUGAUUGUUUUUGAAUCUUUAUUUGAAAACCUGAAUCAUAUGGCCUAUCUGCACUUUUCUGAGGCCUCCGUGACUUGAGACAGAACUAUUUACCUCUUAAAUACGUGAUAAUUUUGGUUCACCGAAAUUACAAUAUUCUCAACAUCCUUAUCUCCAUCUAUUCCAAAGUAGUGGACAUUUUUUUUACAAUAUUGUGCUGAAUCUACAAUCAGUAAAAAUGUAUCUGAGUUUGUUUUCACUACUUAAUGUAUUUUUGAAUCCACUGUUUCAAACUUACUUCCUGUUUAGUUCAGCUAUUUGGAGUCUCACUGUUCUUUGGUUCAUCCAAACCUUUUCCCUGCUCUCUACAGAAUUGGGACAUCAGAUUUCAAACUGGAUCCAUUUUUUAGACUGGAUUCUCAUUAUUUCUUCUUCAUUUAGGUUAAGUAACUGCAGUUUGUCAGAGAUCAGCUGUUCUUCUUUGGUGUCAGCUCUGAAGUCCAACCCCUCCCAUCUGAGAGAGCUGGACCUGAGUAAGAACAACAAGCUGCAGGAUUCAGGGGUGGAGCUGCUGUGUGACCUUCUAAAGAGUCCAAAAUGUCAAUUGGAGACUCUGAGGUAAGUGUAGUUUGGUUUAGUCAGAGUUCUCUAAACUUGAUAUUUUAAACCUGAACAUCUGAAGUUUUAUAAUAAAUUAUUUUUAUAUAUGUUCUCUAUUCCAUUUUCAGAUUGUGGGGCUGCAGUAUUUCAGAGACCAGCUUUUCUUCUCUGGCCACAACUCUGACGUCCAACCCCUCCCACCUGAAGACGCUCGACCUGAGAAACAACCAGCUGCAGGAUUCAGGAGUAAAGCUGCUGUGUGACUUUCUACAGAGUCCAAACUGUGAACUGGAGACUCUGGAGUGAGAUUUUUUUUCUCCAUUCAGUCACAAGUGUAAUUAGUUUGUGAUGAUGACACUAAACUGUGUCAGCAAAUCAGCAAAAAUGUAUCUGAGUUUGUUUUCACUAUUUAAUGCGUUUUUGAAUUCACUGUUUCAAACUUUCUUCCUGUUUAGUUCAGCGCUUUGGAGCCUCACUUUUCUUUAGUUCAUGUUUUCCAAACCUUUCCCCUGCACUCUACAGAUUUAGGACAUCAGAUUUCAAACUGGAUCAUUUUUUUAAUGUCUAAAAUCUCAUUAUUUGCUUUAUCUAGAUUGGGUAAGUGCAGUUUGUCAGAGAACAGUUUUUCUUCUCUGGUCUCAGCUCUGAAGUCCAACCCCUCCCAUCUGAGGAAGCUGAACCUGAGUCACAACAAGCUGCAGGAUUCAGGAGUGAAGCUGCUGUGUGACCUUCUCAAGAGUCCAAAAUGUAAAUUGGAGACUCUGAGGUAAGUUUAGUGUUUCUUUUUCUGGUCUUAAUUUCUAUGUUUUGUCAAUUUUUUUUAACUCAAUUUAAAUUUUCAUAACAUUAUUUUGAUAUUUUCAGAAAUGUCUUCUUGCUCACAUAAAUUCAUUGUUUUUUAUUUGAUCAGCAGUCACUGAUAUUUUCUUCAUUGAUUGUUGAGGAUUUUUUUAAUAAAUGGUAAGGGUGUAUAUCUGCUGGCUGGUCCAGUCCAGUGCUCACAGUAGAGACAGCACAGUCUGUUCUAGGUUGAGUGUUUUUGUGGAAGAUCAGUGUACAGUGAGGAAUGAAGGCAGACAAAAUCAUUCUGCUUCCUCUAUGUCAUAUUGGAAGUUUAUUUUAAGCAUCUUUGCCUUUUAUUGAUCAGAGCACUGAAAGGUAACAGGAGAUGCAGGGAGUAGGAGGAGGGGGGGGUGACUUAAAUCAAAGUUUGAUUAUUAAAUAUUUAUAUCUAUAUUCUCUAUUCUUUUUCAGACUGUGGGACUGCAGUUUGUCAAAGAUCAGUUUUUCUUCUCUGGCCUCAGCUCUGAAGUCUAACCCUUCUCAUCUGAGAGAGCUGAACCUGAGUUACAAUGAGCUGCAGGAUUCAGGAGUAGAGCUGCUGUGUGACUUUCUACAGAGUCCAACCUGUGAACUGGAGACUCUGGAGUGAGACUUUUUUUUCUCCAUUCAAUCUUAAGUGUAAUUAGUUAGUGAUAAUGACAAUAAACUGCCUACAGGUGUGUUUUUGAAUUCACUGUUUCAAACUAGCUUCCUGUUUGGUUUAACUCUUUGGGGCGUCACUUCUCUUUGAUUCACUCUUUCAAACCUUUCCCCUGCUCUCUACAGAUUUAAGACGUCAGAUUUUUUGUCUCAAAUCUCAUUAUUUUCUCUUUAUUUAGAUUGAGUAACUGCAGUUUGUCAGUGAUCAGCUGUUGUUCUCUGGCGUCAGCUCUGAAGUCCAACCCCUCCCAUCUGAAAACUCUGAGGAUGUUUGGCAACAAGUUGCAGGAUUCAGAGAUGAAGGUGCUGUAUGAUCUUCAGAAGAGUCCAGACUAUGGACUGGAGACUCUGAGGUCAGUAUAAAGUUGGAGUUAGUCUGAGCUGAUCUCUCCUGUCACACUCCACACAGUAUCACAGCAAAUAUUCAGUAUUUCCUGCUGACUCUUCAACCCUCUCAGAGGAUUUUGUCUUAAGUGAAGCUGUGUGAACGGAAAUCAUCAAUCGAGGAGUGUAAGACUGUCAGUCGUUAAAAAAAAGUGUCUUCUCGUGUAUUUCAGAUCAAAUGUAGAAAAGAGACUCAUUUAUUUUAAUGAGUUGAUUUAUUUUUGCAUCCUUGUCAGCUGUUUAGACGACAUUUUAGCUCAACAAUCUGAUGGUUGGUCUGAUUCACAGACAUGAACAGGUUCACAUUGAGCUUCCACAUGACUUCUCGCACACAGAGACAAUUUCAACAGCAAACCAGUGAGACUCUGAUGUUGAGCUAGUGAGAGGUCAAAGGUCAAAUAAGAUAAGAAACUGCUGCCUUUAUAUUCAUAAACAGAACAAAUGUAACAACAGUAUAAACAUGGUGAUGCCUUCAAGGACUCUUUGAGCUGCAAAUGUUCAAUAUAUUAAAAUGAGAGCUGAGAGGAAACAUGCUGCUUUACACCAUCACAUGUGGUCUGAGCAGGACUGAAACCUGCUGGUCUUUAAACUGGAUGUUCUUCAGUCCAGCUGAUGAAGUGAGUCUCAGAAACACUGAUUGUCUUUUUUCUCUCCUCAGAUGGUAGCAACAUCUGUCAGAGUGAUUUAAAAAGAGGAUCAUCUGGAUCAGAGAGGUGGAGGUAGCAACAGUCAGGGUGAGGUGAGUCUCUGACUGAAAGACUGACUGACCAAUCACAGCAGGCGAAGAGGACUCUGGGAGAUGCAGUUUGACCUGCUCUGAGAUCAGCUCAAGACCUGGACUAUGGAUAUUUGAUAUUUUCCCUCAUAUUCUGGAAUCAAACAGUCUGAACAGGUUUGUUUUAUUUAUGGGAACAUUGUUGUAUAUUUACACAUUGAGCUGAUUUUUUUUUACCUUUGAUGCAGCGCCACCCAGUGGAAAUAUAAAGUGGUGGAGUUGAUUUAUUCCCACCUAUUUUUACAGCAGGAGUUGAUACCAUAUGUGAUAGUUGAUAAGUCAUUUAUCUGUCUGUGAUACAUUUGUAAAUUUAGAGGUAGCUUCAAUCCACUAUUCAGCCUGAUGUUCUAAAAACCAACAUUUCUGGACUAAUGUCUGUUGUAUUUUAUCUUAGAUUGUAAAUAUGUGGAUUAUUUCAGAGCCUUACUCUAAUAGGACCGCACUGAUAUAGAUUUCAUGUGUUCUUGUUCAAAUGUAAUCUUUGUACCUAUCAAAAAUCAAUUAUAUACUUUUUUUCCAUACAAAAACUGGUGUUUGGCUUACAGCGUUGUUAAAAGAGAAUUGAUGCUACAUGAUGGUAAUCGUCCCUGUUUCAACUGUUUCAAAAAUGUGCUGCUGGCAGCAAAUUUAGGAGUCUAUUAAUCCUUCACAAGUCUACUUACGACUGCAUAAAGGACAAUGUUUGGCUUGUUUUAUGCUGAAAGUAGUCUGUAAAAGAAGCUGUGCUGUUUGGUUGUUGAGGAAACUCCUCACGUUAAUUGGCCAAUAUUACAACAGGCAUGUUGUAUCCAUGGAAUUGCCCCCCAGUACCUUAAAGAACUUCUCAGCCCCCUGAUCUCAGCACGCUCACUUCGUUCCACCAACAGCUACAGACACUUUCCUUCCAGUACUAAGAACCACACGCUCGCUGACUGUGGAACACCCUCCCGAAUAUCUGAGGGCUCCACUGACGAUUGUGUUUUAAAAGAGAUCUUAAAACUUUCCUUUUCAAAGAAUCGUUUAAUUUGUAGUUGUCUUGUUUAUUCAAUAAAGAUUUAACAUCCAACUCAGUUUUAAAGUCUCUGCCUUUUUUAACUUUAUUUUUAUGAAUACAUUCAGUUUUAAUUAAAAUACUUGUAAAGAGUGAAAAAAAAGAAAACAACUAAAAAAGAACAGGAAAGGAAAGGCACAGAUGGAAAAAUAUACAUACAAAUAUAUAUUGUUUCAUAGGGAGAGAAGAAUCAAAGUAACAGUGCAUACAUUUCAAAAGGUAGGUCCAGGGUUUACAGAUAUUUCAGUCAUUUUUGUUCCAUUUGUCCACAGAUUGUCCUUCAUAUCAAAACAGGACAGAGCCAUCCUUGCCCUAGUGCCCAACAGCACAUAGAGAGCAUAUCAAAUAGGACAGUAGGGGGCACUGUACUCAGGCAUAAAAGAAAACAAAGGCAAAAUAAUGAAACAGAGCACAUUAUAAGUUGUCAUAAAC
This is a messenger RNA of Xyrichtys novacula (pearly razorfish), 9335 nucleotides long. The record is from the annotation of a GenBank genome assembly. Lineage: Eukaryota; Metazoa; Chordata; Actinopteri; Labriformes; Labridae.